AUGGUAGGAUUGGAGAAGGCUGAAAGUGAAGUCUUGGUGCUAAAGAAACAACCGGAGGCUGCAACACAAAGGAACUCGACACUAGAAGAUCGAAUCGGUCAUCUUGAUGGAGCACUUAAGGAAUGUGUGAGGCAGCUCGGACAGGUGAGGGAAGAGCAAGAUCAGAAGAUCCAAGAAGCCGUGGUCAAGAAAACUCGUGAGUGGGAAUCAACAAAGGCCGAGCUUGAGACUAAGCUUUCCAAUGUCCAUGCCCAGCUUCAAGCAGCCAAGAGUGAAGCUUUUUCAGUUAUAUGUUCUGACCUCGGCCCUAAGCUUGAUGCUGCUGAAAAGAAUGUGGCCCUCAAAGCCAAAGUCCUUUCUAUGUCGGAGGAGCUAGAACUUAGGAUUAUUGAGCGUGAUUUGAGCACCCAAGCAGCAGAAACAGCCAGCAAAUGGCAUUUAGAGAAUAAGAAGGUAGCUAGGCUGGAAGCCGAAUGCCGCAGACUAGCCAUGUCUCAAAAAGCAAGUGCGACAAACGAUCUUAAGUCUUUCUCUGCAUCAUCGGUUUGUGUAGAGUCCUUCGAUGAUAGCCAAUCAGAUUCAUGGGCAUCUGCUCUAAUAACUGAACUUGACCAUUUUAAGAAAGAGAAAUCCUUUGGAAAGAAUCUCAUGAUCUCUUCAGGAGAACUUGAUUUAAUGGAUGAUUUUCUGGAGAUGGAAAGGCUUGCAGCUUUACCAGACGCAGAAAGUGGAAGCUGCAGCCAUGGAGGGGGGCCUGCUCUGGAUCAAAACAGAUCUGAAGUCACUCUCAAAUCUGAGCUUGAAGCCAUGAUUAAUAGAACGGCAGAGCUGGAGGAGGAAUUAGAGAAGAAGGAAGAAGAAAAGGAGAAGCUAGAGAUGGCUCUAAGUCAAUGGCAAAAGCAGCUGGAAAUG
This is a messenger RNA of Eucalyptus grandis, 912 nucleotides long. Its product is annotated as filament-like plant protein. The record is from RefSeq and is a predicted model, not a curated record. NCBI's taxonomy places the organism in Eukaryota, Viridiplantae, Streptophyta, Magnoliopsida, Myrtales, Myrtaceae.